Mastomys coucha (southern multimammate mouse) is the source of this 2696-nucleotide messenger RNA. RefSeq names its product ENTH domain containing 1 (gene Enthd1). The record is from RefSeq and is a predicted model, not a curated record. NCBI's taxonomy places the organism in Eukaryota, Metazoa, Chordata, Mammalia, Rodentia, Muridae. The transcript is spliced from 7 exons. Gene Ontology annotation, biological process: endocytosis. Gene Ontology annotation, cellular component: plasma membrane; clathrin vesicle coat; endosome. Gene Ontology annotation, molecular function: clathrin binding; phospholipid binding. The coding region runs from base 260 to 2116 and encodes 618 amino acids.
CGAGGGAGCAGAAGCAAGGAAGCGGAAAUUGGCAACGGCAUGGGCGCUUGCGUCUCUUUGAGGAGGCCGAAGAGCCCGGGGGGGUUGAUUUUGGUGAGGAAGAGAUCCUCAGGAAAUCGAUACUUUACCAUGUGGAGAUGAAUCAUUUGUGUUUGAGAGCAGCAGAACCUGGGGCAGAUCUGUCAGGCGCUCUGUAAACGAGUCACUCCUGAUCCAUUGCUCUCACCCUGUACCCCUCACCCUCAGACUCACUAUAGCUAUGUCAUUCAGAAGGCAAGUGAAGAACUUCGUGAAAAAUUACUCAGAGGCCGAAAAAAAAGUCAGGGAAGCAACUUCCAAUGACCCCUGGGGCCCCUCUAGCUCUCUGAUGUUAGCCAUCAGUGACAUGACUUUCAAUGCGGCCUCCCUCUCGGAGAUCAUGCACAUGCUGUGGCAGCGACUCAGUGACCAUGGGAAGAACUGGCGCCACGUGUACAAAUCCCUCGCCCUGAUGGACUACCUCAUCAAAAAUGGCUCUAGGAAAGUUAUUCAGUAUUGCAGAGAGGGCAUCUGUAACCUUCAAAUGCUAAAGGAUUUUCAACACAUAGAUGAAGCCGGCAAAGACCAAGGUCACUACAUCCGGGAGAGGUCAAGGCAGGUCAUAACUCUGCUGAUGGACGAGCAGCUGCUCUACAAGGAGAGGGAAGUGGCGAUGUUGACGAGGCAGCGGACCUCCUACUCCAUGUCCCUUCCUGGCAGAUUACCUGCCACAGGGAACUCACCUGCCGAGUGCGAGUGUGCUUCCAUCCUCAUCCCGGAAAGCCUUACCUCAGAGACGAAGCACUUGCAAGACUGCAAGCAGACUGCAGGUCUCCUCAAUAAAAAAAACACCGCCAAGGUCAGGCUGAGGCUGGAGCAGUGCCAGGAUGUGCCCUCGCCUGCUGGGACCUCUCUGCCCCUGUACUUCCCCUCACUCGGGAUGAAGGCAUGGAAAUCUACAGAGGACCUAACACUGUUGUACUCAUAUGAGUAUCCGAAGCAACCUUUGCCAAGGUUACCUCCUUCCAUUACCUCUCCUGCUUCCUGGCUGUCAGAAGGGGAAGCAGAAAUCUCCAGUCUCUGCGACACAGAAGCUGUGUCUACUCCCCCAGAAAAAAGCCCAUCGAUGCAGACAAAUAAGAGCUUAGGCAAGAGACUGGAGAAAGCCAUUGCAGAUACUGUUGCAGAAUGUCCCCCACAGACUCCUCAGGAAAAGCAGACAGCUGCAAAAAGCUUUGAAAUGCUGACGCCUUUACAAGCAUUUUGGCCAUCAGGUAAAGAUGAGUUCAUCAGCCUGGGCUUGAGGACGUCCAAGUCUGAGUCCAUGUUCCACAACCAGUCCUCUGUGGAAACACUCUACGUCUCACCUGCAUUCAAAACCCUUAGCCCACUGAGCGAGAGCAGUAAGGACCUCCAGACACCUGCAUGGCCCAGCAUCUGCCGGAUGGAAGACGUGUACGUCAAGCCUUUAGCUGUGCGGGGUGAGUGUACCCCCAAACAAGCCAGUGAAGCAGUCUCCGCCGUCUCAGAGGUCGCAUCUUCCUUUUCUACUCUGUCUUUAUCGCCUCCUGACUCAGCCCAUCCAGAGAAGUCAGCCCGUUGCUUUACCCCGGUUUUGACCAGCUCUUCCUUCUGGACUCUGCCCCAGUCACAGUCGCCUUCUGACCCCUUCACAUACAAAAAUGAGGCAGUCAGAGUUCGUCACCCCUUUGCUCCCACAGGCACAGCAUCUUCAGAUGAUGAGGAAUACCCCGAUCUUCCAGAUAACUCCGAUUCAGCCAUGAAGAAAUCAAGUUACAGCCCCAGCUCCUGCCGGGUAGCAUUUCCCACCCUAACUAGAGCGCACUUCCCCGGGGCAUCCCAGGCUAGAUUUCAGGAAAGCGCAGGCUUGCCCAGGGACUCUGAGUCACGUGCCAUCCGCACUCUGCUAGGCGAGGUGAAGAGUGCUGUAGUUCGGCUCCACGAGGACCUGAGCCUGGUGAUCCAGGAACUUGGUGUCAUCAACAGCCACCUAGGCAACCUGAGUGGCAGCAGCCCAGCAGUGAGCGAGACCCUGCAGGAUCCCCAGUCUCCCAGGGAGAGCCCAGACCCCGUCUAGUCACCUGGCCACAGACCGAGACGGGUCCUUCCCAUUGCUGUGGAGACAAGAAGGCAAUGACUUAAUUUUUCAUUGUCAAGUUUAUUAGCACCGCCUUUCAAACUGACAGAGACAUGUGGGGUUAGAUUUCGUUUUUUAAGAGAAAGAAGUCACUUUUGAUCAUUUUAGGUUUAGAUAUUGGUUCCUUUGAAACUGAAGGGUAUUUCUGUCAUUCUUUACAUUUCUGAACUCUAUCCCUAGUGAGGUAAGCCUUAGUGCAAGUUUUGGGGAGACUUUAAAGUGCAAAUAGCUGUUGGACCCUGGUUCCCCACCCCUACCCCAGUGCUGAUGCGGAGCUAACAGGCUUCUACCUGAUCUCUGGUCCUUUCAAGUUGAAGCCCCACAAAUCAAGGGCCUGACAUCUCCUCAGCUGCCACAGGGUCAGGAGUAAGGCUGGGGCAGGUAGGACGUGGAGUGCACAUUUGUUAUUUCAGUUUCCAGAAAGUUCGGGUGCAUUUCUUUAUUUCUUGUAUUUCAUAAAUAAGUUUGAUGGUUUCAACUUACUGUAUAUUUUUAAAGUUCAUUAAAACAACUUUUCAAA